Molecule: messenger RNA, 1956 nt
Organism: Lactuca virosa
Lineage: Eukaryota; Viridiplantae; Streptophyta; Magnoliopsida; Asterales; Asteraceae
Source: the annotation of a GenBank genome assembly
AUGUGGAGAAGAAGAGUUUUCUCUUUGUUCCGAUACUUCUCUUCUGAACCAGAAACCCCAUCUCCUCCUUCCGUUUAUUCCUUCCUCCAGCCCUCAAUCUUUGCUGUAAGAAAACCCCAAUGCAAUCAACCUACUAAUCAAACCCCAAAAUCUACAUCCAUAGAUAACCAACUUAACCCCAAUCUCGAAUCCACUCUCCAACUGUCUCUCCAGGAAAAUAACACAGACGAAGCUUGGAAGUGUUUCAAAUCUCUUUCAUCGUCAUCUUCAUUAUUACCAAGUAAGCCUCUCAUUAACUCAUUGAUUGCUCGUUUGUGUUCAGCCGGGAACGACACUCACAAUCUCAAAAGGGCGUUUGCUACUUUGAUGUUCGUGUUAGAGACAAACCCAGAUGUAUUAGACCCUAAAUCAGUCAAGACUUUCUUAAUUUCAAUCAAGGAUACAAAUGGUGCCCCUGCUUUUGCAUUGGUCAAGUCUAUGCUCAAGAACAGGUACUUCAUUCCUUUUGGCAUCUGGGGAGAUACGCUUGUGGAGAUUAGUAAGAAAAAUGGUAGAUUUUGUGACUUUUUCGAGGUCUUCAAUGAGAACUGUAGGAUAGCAAAGGAGGAAAAGUUAGAAUCUUUGAAACCCGAUUUGUCUGCUUGUAACGCUGCUUUGGAGGGCUGUUGCCAUGAACUUGAAUCAGUUUCUGACGCCCACAAGGUGCUCGACGUAAUGUCUCUCUUAGGUGUUCGCCCAGAUGAGACCACUUUUAGUUACCUUGCUUAUCUAUACGCAACAAAAGGACUCGAGAACAAGAUAAUCGAACUACAAGACUUGGUAUCUAGGUUCAAAUUUCCUAAUAAAACCAUUUUUAUUAGCAAUCUGAUAAGCGGAUAUGUAAAAUCAGGCUAUCUAGAAUCUGUUUCCAUCACUAUCUUGCAAAGUUUAAAAGAAUCAGAUCAAAAAGGUCUAAACUUUCUUGAAGAAACUUAUCUCAAAAUAGUAAAAGGAUAUCUUGACCAUGGAAGCAUCAAAGAUUUAGCAAGAUUAAUACUUGAAGCUCAAAAGUUAGAAUCUACAUCUGUAACAGUUGAAAACUCCAUUGGAUAUGGUAUCAUAAACGCAUGUGUUAAUAAUCUUGGUUUAUUAGAAAAAGCACAUAACAUUCUUGAUGAAAUGAAUAUAUUAGGAGGUUCAAUAGGGCUUGGAGUUUACGUGUCAAUCUUGAAAGCUUACACUAAAGAACAAAGAACAGCAGAAGCUUCACAAAUGGUAUCAGAAAUGUGUAGUUUAGGGUUAGAACUCGAUGUUAAUAUCUUUGAUGCUUUAAUAGACGUGUGUAUGUCUAGUCAAGAUUUUGAGUCAGCAUUUUCACUUUUUAGAGACAUGAGGGAAGCAAGAAUACAUGAAUUAACAGGUAGUUAUUUAACAAUAAUGACAGGAUUAACAGAAAACCAUAGACCUGAACUUAUGGCAGCCUUUUUAGAUGAAGUAGUUGAUGAUCCACGGGUCAAAAUCGGGACCCACGAUUGGAAUUCGAUUAUCCAUGCGUUUUGUAAAGCGGGUCGUUUAGAGGAUGCAAGAAGAACACUUAGGAGGAUGAUUUUUCUUCAAUUUGAACCUAGUGAGCAAACGUAUGUUUCUUUGGUGAAUGGAUAUAUGAAUGCGGGAGAUUAUUUUAGUGUUUUGAUGAUGUGGAAUGAUGUUAAGAAACGAGGUGAUAAAGGUUUGAAAUUGGAUCAUGGUUUGGUUGAUGGGUUGUUGUAUGGGUUGGUGAAAGGGGGGUUCUUUGAUGCUGUGAUGGAAGUUGUGGAGAGGUCUCAAGAGAUGAAGAUAUUUGUAGAUAAAUGGAGGUAUAAACAAGCGUUUAUGGAGACUCAUAAGAAGCUUAAAGUGUCGAAAUUGAGAAAAAGAAGUGUUAAGAAAAUGGAAGCUCUUAUUGCUUUUAAAAAUUGGGCUGGUCUAAAUACAUGA